Molecule: messenger RNA, 1134 nt
Organism: Didymosphaeria variabile
Lineage: Eukaryota; Fungi; Ascomycota; Dothideomycetes; Pleosporales; Didymosphaeriaceae
Exons: 1
Coding region: 1-1134 (377 amino acids)
Molecular function (GO): gamma-glutamylcyclotransferase activity
Source: RefSeq, a predicted model, not a curated record
AUGACCUCUCGGUACCGCUACCAGCAUCCCGACCGUACAGCCGAUACGUCCCAAAACCCAACGAAUGUCGACGAAGCGUCGCAAUGUUGGGUCACUCGGAUGAGCGCUUACUUGAACGUGCCUGGUCGCGGCAAUGAGAUGAACAGCGUCUAUCCUCGCGUUUCGGAAACCUCGCAAGCGCGUCGCGAUGCCUCCUUGACUGAACCCUCAUUCGACGCAAAAGCGCUUUCACCAUCGGAUUUUGAGACUGCCAGAGAGAAAGGAAAGACAGUGUUGUACCUAGCAUAUGGCUCAAAUCUGUGCAAAGAGACGUUCAGAGGAAAGCGGGGCAUCAAACCGCUUUCGCAGAUCAAUGUCCUUGUACCUUCAUUACGCUUGACCUUCGACCUACCGGGCAUUCCCUACAUCGAACCAUGUUUUGGCAACUCUGCGAUGCGAGACUCCGAUGCGAUGGACAAAGCAGAUUACCACAAGGAUCGCUGGCAGAAAGGUCUUGUGGGUUGCGUGUAUGAGGUCACACCGAGCGACUAUGCGCACAUCAUCGCAACCGAAGGCGGCGGAGCAGGGUAUCAAGAUAUUUUGGUGGAUUGCUACCCGUUGACUAGUGGCGACACCGUGCCUGAGAAGCCUACUACGCAACGUUUCGUUGCCCAUACAUUGUUCGCGCCCGCUGCGAAUGCUCGUCCUGAUCCCUCGUAUGCUCAACCCUCCGCACGCUACCUCAACCUCAUCACCACUGGUGCCGCCGAACUCUGCUUGCCACACGAGUACCAGCACUAUUUGCACGAGAUCCGAACGUAUACUAUUACCAGCAAACGACAAAAGAUGGGUAAAGUGCUGUUCGCUUCGAUAUGGUGGCCGUUUCUGCAGUUACUGUUUGCCCUGAAUGCACAAUUCCAAGAUGACAAAGGGAGAAGUCCGCCUUGGUUGGCACAGUUGGCAGGAUUGCUAUUUUUGGGCAUGUGGCGUAGUUACGAUGGAGCUUUCAAGAAAGCUUUCGGAAAUGGCGAGAGGACAGAAGGGGAUGAGAUGUCGAAGGAAAGAGAAGGCAAAAUCAAUGAGGAAGAAUGGCGGAGGAUAGGGGAAGAGAAUGGGUGGCUCCGCCGUGAAAGAAAGAUCGAAGACAUGGCAUAG